Molecule: messenger RNA, 1138 nt
Organism: Prionailurus viverrinus (fishing cat)
Lineage: Eukaryota; Metazoa; Chordata; Mammalia; Carnivora; Felidae
Gene: RWDD2A
Product: RWD domain containing 2A
Exons: 3
Coding region: 253-1131 (292 amino acids)
Molecular function (GO): protein binding
Source: RefSeq, a predicted model, not a curated record
CUAUUCUCGGGGUUCAUCUCCCAGCCUUUGACUCUGGGAGCCUCCUCGAGUCGCUCCCCCCACCACCCCCGCCACCAUCUACCCGCACCAGCUCGCACUAAACACCAUCUUAUCUGUCGGUGCACAACGUUCCUGCAAGACCGCUUCCAGGGAAAGGGACCUUCCGGAAAUUUCUUUGGACGCCGCUGAAAUUAAGAAACCUAGUGCCCCUGGGCUUUUCCGGUUUUCCUGGCAGGUGGAUUUGGAGGCAACAUGUCCGCUUCAAUGAAAGAAUGCCUGCAGCUUCAGCUGCUAGAGAUGGAAAUGCUGUUCUCUAUGUUUCCUAACCAAGGAGAAGUAAAACUCGAAGAUGUAAAUGUCCUGACGAAUAUAAAGAGAUAUUUGGAAGGAAAAAGGGAGGCGCUGCCACCCAAAAUCGAAUUUGUGAUUACACUCCAGAUUGAGGAGCCCAAGGUGAAAAUUGAUUUGCAAGUAACCAUGCCUCACAGCUACCCCUAUGUAGCAUUGCAGCUGUUUGGACGGUCUCCUGAGCUUGACAGACAACAGCAACUACUUCUCAACAAAGGUCUCACUUCUUACAUAGGGACUUUUGAUCCAGGCGAGCUCUGUGUAUGUGCAGCAAUCCAGUGGUUACAAGACAACAGUGCCUCCUAUUUUCUGAACAGAAAGCUCGUUUAUGAACCGUCUACACAAGCAAAGCCAGUCAAGAACACAUUCCUCCGGAUGUGGAUCUACAGCCACCACAUAUAUCAGCAGGACCUAAGAAAAAAGAUUUUGGAUGUUGGGAAAAGGUUAGAUGUGACUGGGUUUUGCAUGACAGGAAAGCCAGGUAUAAUCUGUGUGGAGGGCUUCAAGGAGCACUGUGAGGAAUUCUGGCACACAAUUAGGUAUCCCAACUGGAAACACAUUUCUUGUAAGCAUGCUGAAAGUGUGGAAACGGAAGGAAAUGGAGAGGAUCUGCGCCUUUUCCAUUCUUUUGAAGAAUUACUCCUGGAGGCCCAUGGUGACUAUGGAUUAAGGAAUGACUAUCACAUGAAUCUGGGCCAAUUCUUAGAAUUUCUGAAAAAACACAAAAGUGAGCAUGUUUUCCAGAUAUUAUUUGGUAUUGAAAGUAAAAGUUCAGACUCCUAGGAAGCCA